GGGUCACGACCUGUGACGUCAGAGACUAGGUACAUACUUGAUCGCAGACGUGGCCUGGGAGCUCCGAGCUUCUAGAGACGCGAUGUUGCCCAACGUGAACCAGGCGGCCACGGGCCUGUAUGACCUUCUCAUUAAAGCAAUGGAAGAAGUAAAGAAAGAUCCAUUUUUCUAUGAGACUGAUGUCCAAGUGAAAUUGAUUACUGAAAGUCGGGCAAAUCCUUUGGAAGGUUUUGGGAGUAGAUAUGGAAUGAGAUUUAUUAUGGAGAAAGUGCGUUCAAAAGAAAAAGAAAUGGAGCAUACAGAAGAAUCACAGUCUGAAGAAUCCGUUAUUUCUGGUUUCCCUGUGAAUGGAAAUUUUGGACCACUUGCUUUACCUGUUAAGAGAGCCAGGCAGCUGAUUGGACUUUAUACUAUGACGCAAAAUCCUAAUAUGACCCAUUUGAAAAUUAAAGGGCCAGUUAAGCCUCUUCCCCCUUUAUGGGUAAAAUGUGACAGCUCAGAUCCUGAAAGUACCUGUUGGCUAGGUGCUGAACCUAUUAGAACAAAGAAGGGAAUAACAGGAAUUGUCUUACAAGUGGUCACAUGUAAAGGUCCCACACCUGAGAAAAACUCUUCUGUAAAUCUUGAAGAUUUGAAAAGUUCACAUCUGAAAAGACAUAAGUCAUCUACGGUGACAACUAGGGGUUUUGCUCAGUAUGAGCUGUUUAAAUCCACUCCCUUAGAUGAUACAAUUCCUUUUUCACACACUACUAUUGGUUUGGAUAUUUCAUGGAGUCCUGUGGAUGAGCUUCUUCAAACACCUCCUCUUACUUCUGCUUCGGUAUUGAAUAUUAAAGUGGAACCUGGAGAUCCUAGAAGCCCUUUGUACCAUCUGCAUAGAGAGCUGAAGUUUCUAAUUGCUUUGGCUGAUGGAUUGACGACUGGUGUUACUGAGUGGCCUGAGCCUACGGAGGCUAAAUCAUCUGUUGACCUUGUUCAGGAAUUUCUCAAUGAUUUGAAGAGUAAGCUGGACGGAUUUGAUAGUGCAGCAAAAAAGGUCAAGGUAUUGAAAUGUGAUACUGCUGCUGUUGAUGAUUCCAUUAAGUGUCUUUUCACGGUACGAGGUGAUCUGGAUUUCGCUGAGCAGCUGUGGUGCAGAAUGAGAAUGAGUGUCAAUUCAUACCAAGAUUUGGUGAAGUGCUUUACAUUGAUCUUACAGUGUUUAAGACGUGGGGAUGUACAGCCCUGGCUCCACAGAGGGAGUAGCGGUUUACUCAGUAAACACAUUCAGCAGUCUUACCAUGGAGCCAUGGAUAUAGUUCCACUCACUGGUACCACUCCAAUUCGAAUGCUUUUGGAGGUUGGUUUGGACAAAAUAAAGAGAGAUUACAUUAACUUUUUUAUAGGCCAGGAGCUUGCAUCAUUAAACCAUUUGGAUUACUUUAUUUCCACUUCCUUAGAUACACAAGAACAAGUUCGUCGUAUUAGGAAACUCCACCACAUCCUAGAAGUUGUAAUCAGUUGCAUGGUAUACCUUAAACUUCCGCAUGAAAUCCUGUUUACUUUAGCACAGUCUUGCAUCAUAUAUUAUAAGAGAAACCCUCUUAAUGAGAAACAUACAUUUCAGCUGCCAGUCAGACCAAUUGUCAUAAAAAAUUUCUAUCAGAGUGAGACUCCAAAAAAAUGGAGAGUGGAAAUAAAUAGCGGACAGAAGGAAGUUAAAACACUUUGGCAACUGAGUGACACCCCAUCAAUAAGCCAUCUGAAUUUUAGCAAACAAGAUCUGUCUGAGUCAACAUUGAACAGUAUUCUUGAAGAAAAAAUGUAUUUCACUAACAUGGUUGCCUGCAGCAAAGUGCAUUUCACUUAAAGUGUAUUGAUAUCAUCUUGUAAGAGUAACCAAAAAGGAAACUCUGCAGGCCUUUGAAACCAAAUGAAGAUGAAGACACUGACACUAAACUUUAUAUAUGGAAUGAAGCUAUUUUGUUAGUAACCUUUUGUUAGUAACCUUUUCUUAGCUUUGCCUCCGAAGAAGGAACAUCAGUAGAACUGCACUUAUAAGUAUACAGAGUGUGCAGACUGUAGGCACCACAAUCUCUGUAACCAUUUGCAUGUGAUGUAACAAGGGCUCUGAAAUGUAAGAAGACAGGGACCAUAAGUCAAUAUCUCAUUGUUUCAGCUAAUGUAACUUUACUGAAAGGUUAAUAGUAUUGAAAAACCUUAAAAGAUAAGUUCACAUUUUCAACCAUUCAGAUUUACUGUAAACUGGUACCUAAUUAGAUGUUGGGAAUUAAGUGUAUUAGCAUUCAUUAAAAUGAUUUGUAGAAAAUAGAAAGCAAAGUACUUAGGACUUAGUGCCUUUUAAAUUUAGAAAAGUUUUCAAACAUAUCGUUGCUUCUUAAAAGCAUGCAAAGUCUCAUUUUUUCUGUCUGUGAAUCCACCUCUGAAUAUAAGCAAAAUAUUCCACUGUUCCUCUUACUUUCAUUGCGGGAGGUGGGUGGGGAGGAGACGUAAAACUUGGGGAGAAAUAAGUAAAAUUACCAGAAGAAAAUUCCUUGGAAGCACUUAGAACCUUUUGAAAGGUGGCAUUGAUAAUAACAGAAGUAUAGUUAAAUACACUAUGUGAGGAAUUAUGUUAAGUUUCAGAUGUUAAGUAUACCAUCUUCAGUAAUUGAACAAUAAAUGCCUUUAGAGUAUAUUUUCACUGUGAUAGAGAGUUCAGUAUUAGUUCAUAUUUAUACUAGUGGAAUAUUUAACACUACCUUUUGAUAUUAACACUAUACUAUCAUUCUCUAUUUUUUAUCUUAUCAGCUCCUGUUUUUUUCAAAUAGGUGCCUUAAUGUUAUUCAGUAUUUUCUAUAUCAAAUAGACAUUUUUAGCAGAUUUUAAAAUGACAGGCUAGCUUUACAAUUAUGCUUAUGCUGAGUUAAGAGUAUUAAAAUCCAGAGUAACACAUAUUUCUUUUUUAGUAAGCUAUGGUUUCUUAUAUUUUCUUUUUUUUACGUGGCUUCUGGGUGAGUUUUUACCUAAACCUCCUAAUUGGAAAGUUUAGACACAGAUCUACUUAUAAUCCUUUUCGUUACCAUUGCAUUAGAACUGCUGACGUGCAAUAUAUGAAGUGCCCCUUUGUAUGUUUUCAGUUUGGUGCCAUUUUUUAAUACCACCCACUCCCUCAAAAAAAAAAAAGUCCAGCUAAUAAAAACCAGAAGUUUGUUAGUUUGCAUUGGCUAUCAGUAUGCAUCAGUUUGAUUUAUUAGGAGCAAUAUAAUGUCAUAGAAACAUUCUUUUGGAUUGAUAGCAAUUACAUUAUUUUUCAUUUCAGUUCUCUUUUUCAUUUAAGAUUUUGUAAUUAGCAAUUUAGCAUUUGCAUAUAGGUAAAAUAAGAAUUUGUUUUUAUUUUAAAUAUAUAUUAGAAACUGACUUCAGAAACAUGUGAUUAUGUUAUUCUGGAUCUGAUUAUGUCAUUUAGUGAGCCAAAGAUAAGGAUAGAAUAUUUACCUGCAGCAAGGAUCUGGUUGGUGGUAGAACAGGUUUCAGUGGCUAUGCUGUACCAUCUUUCCACCUGAUAAGAUUAGCUUGAUAAGUAAUGGUUUCUUAAUAGUCAAAGUUUUAGCCUCUUUAAAUCAAUCAGCAAAUAUUUACUGAGUGUUCUCUGUGCAGGGCAUUGUGUGGAAUAUUUUUUUUUUAAAAAAAGUUCUGUUCCUUGCCUUCAGGUUAUACAAAAAAUAAAAAUGAGACAGCAUCUACCCUUAAGGAAUUUGAGUUCUGCUGGGGAGGUAUAGUAUUUCGGAGAUAAGUAAGUACAGGAUACACAAAAAAUAUUUGGGGUGGUGCUGACACCUAUUAGGGAAGCCCUUUUGAAGGACCACAAAGGAAACUAAAAUGUUCAGGUGAGGAGGGACAGCAUUCCAGACAUGGGGAAGUGUUUAUACCAGAGGCACAGAGGUAGAUGAUGGAAUGUCACAGGUGAGGAAUAGCAAGUUUGGCUGAUCAUACAGCUUGGUAGGGGGAGUAUUGUGUAACUAACGUGGGAAUACAAUCUGGAGCCUAAUUGUGAUAGGCUUUAAAUGUUGAACAGAGGAGGUUGUAUUUUAUCCUUCUGUUUUGUAUAGCAUUGUGCUAGGUGCAAAUACAAAGCUGAAACUAAAUAUAGCCCCUGCACCCAAGUUGCUUAUAAUCUAAAAGCAAGAAAAACUGGCCUCUUUGUAUUUUUAAAAUUCCUUUGUUUUUCAUUAAUCAUAGAAUAGAGUAUGUGACAUUUUUAAAUGUCCCUUUUCCUUUGCUAUUUUCUCACCUUAUAGUCCCCCAAUAAAAACUUUAAAACCCUUAAAAAUAGAAUUUAGCACAUCUUCCCCACCAAAAGUUUUGGCACCAUCUGGUGGGAUGAGCUGGACAAUCUUGAUUCAGAAACAGCAAUGUAUCUUAUUUUUAGAAAUGUCGUAGUGAACAGUAGUCAUAUCCUUUGCUUUAGUUAGCUUACCAUAUAACCAUUCCUAUAGUGCUAAAUUGUCUUUGUGUUAUUAGUAUAUCAAUAAACUAUCUGUAUUCAUGAAUA
Messenger RNA from Trichosurus vulpecula (common brushtail), 4534 nucleotides. It is a transcript of the gene ZWILCH, whose product is annotated as zwilch kinetochore protein. Lineage: Eukaryota; Metazoa; Chordata; Mammalia; Diprotodontia; Phalangeridae. The record is from RefSeq and is a predicted model, not a curated record. Gene Ontology annotation, cellular component: RZZ complex. The transcript has 19 exons. Gene Ontology annotation, biological process: mitotic spindle assembly checkpoint signaling; protein localization to kinetochore. Bases 83 to 1849 code for a protein of 588 amino acids.